AUAUAUAUACAUGUUGUAUGUCUUACAUUGUGCUGUCUUACAGCUCCUCUUUCUUUCAUUCUCUCUCUGCCCACUUAUUUUCUCUCUCUUCAUCUCGAGGAGAGAGAAAACCCCAUUUCAUAUAAGCUUCACUUCAUCAUUUUUCAUCAGAUAGCUAUCAAGAAAGGUUUUUAGUAUUUUUGAUUAGAAAAGAAAAUGGGGAAGCCAAUUGGGAAGAAAAAGAUUGCAGAAGGGAAUGUGAAGAAUAACAAGGUUUCGGAUCGAAAUUCGAAAUUAUUUGAUGAAGACACUGCUGUAUUCAUUAAUUUGUCGCAAGAAUAUAAGGAAGAAGGAAAUAUUUUGUUUCAAAAGCAUGAUUAUGAAGGCGCUAUUUUGAAGUAUGAAAAGGCUCUUAAUUUGCUUCCGAAGAAUCAUAUUGAUAUUGCGUAUUUACGGAGUAAUAUUGCUGGUUGUUUUAUGCAAAUGGGUUUAGCUGAGUUUCCAAGAGCGAUAAAUGAAUGUAAUCUGGCACUUGAAGUUGCACCCAAGUAUAGUAAAGCUUUGUUGAGGAGGGCUAAGUGUUAUGAGGGUUUAAAUAGGCUUGACUUGGCUUUGAGAGAUGUUAAUUAUGUUUUGAGCAUGGAACCAAAUAAUCUUUUAGCAUUGGAAAUCAUGGAUAAGCUGAAAAAGACUUUCGAGCAGAAAGGUUUGUCAAUUGAAGACAAAGAAAUGGUUUUGCCUACUGAAUAUGUGGAACCUAAUGUAAACAGGGCUUGGAAAGAUAAUAGGAAAAAGAAGGGAAGACAGCAGACUAGUAAACAGCAGCAGAACAGGACUAAGGAAAAAGAAGCAAAGAUUAAGAAUAAGGAUGUGAAAGUUGAGGAUAAGAAGAGUGAAGAUAUUGAGAAGAAAAUGCCAGAGGUUAAGGUUGUUGUGGAUGAGAAGGUUAGCCCUAUGGAGGACAAAAUGGUGACAAAACCUGUGAAAUUGGUAUAUGGAGAGGAUAUAAGGUUUACACAGUUGCCGGUGGGAUGUGGCAUUCGACUGGUGAGGGAAGUAGUUCAAGAUCGAUUCCCUUACAUAAAGGGUGUACUCAUUAAGUAUAAGGACCCAGAAGGUGAUUUGAUCACAAUCACAACCACUGAUGAAUUGAGGUUAGCUGAAGCAUCAGCGGGUGCAAUUGGUUCGUUGAGGCUAUACAUUGUGGAAGUGAGUCCAGAGAAAGAGCCUGUUUAUGAAAGAAUGGAUGAUGAAGCUGAGUUGGAAAAUCUCAAUAGUAAACCGAGUAAUGGUGAAGGUAAUGGUGGUGUUGAUAAAGUGAAAGAAAUCGAGAACGCACCAAGUUGUGUGGAAGACUGGAUUGUCCAGUUUGCACGGCUCUUUAAAAAUCAUGUUGGCUUUGAUUCAGAUUCAUAUUUGGAUCUUCAUGAGCUAGGGAUGAAACUUUACUCUGAAGCUAUGGAGGAGACUGUUACGAAUGAAGAUGCCCAAGGACUUUUUGAAACGGCAGCAGACAAGUUUCAAGAAAUGUCUGCUUUGUCCUUGUUCAAUUGUGGAAAUGUUCACAUGAACAUGGCAAGGAAGCGUGUAUUUUUCGGAGAAGAUAGUUCCACUGAUACCAUAAUGACACAAGUGAAAAUUUCAUAUGAAUGGGCAAAAAAGGAAUACAAGAUGGCAGGAAUGAAGUACGAAGAAGCUCUACAAAUACAAUCAGAUUUUUAUGAAGCUCUUCUUGCACUAGGAUUGCAACAGUUUGAGCAAGCAAAGCUCUGUUGGUAUUAUGCAAUAGGCAACAAGAUUGAUCUGAAAACUUGGCCUUCGAUAGAGGUGCUGGACUUGUACAAUAAGGCUGAAGACAGCUUGGACCGAGGCAUGCAGAUGUGGGAAGAGCUGGAGGAACAACGUUUAAACGGUCUGUACAAAGCGGAUAAAUACAAAAUUGACUUGAACAAAAUGGGGUUGAAUGGUCUAGUUAAAGAGUUAUCUGCAGAUGAAGCAGCAGAGCAGGCUGGAAACAUGGGAUCCCAGAUAUACCUAUUAUGGGGUACUGUACUGUAUGAGCGCUCCAUUGUGGAAUUUAAGUUGGACUUGCCUACUUGGGAAGAAUGUCUGGAGGUGGCAGUUGAGAAGUUUGAACUUUCCGGAGCAUCUCAAACAGAUAUAGCUGUAAUGAUAAAGAAUCACAUCUCCAAUGGAGAGGCCCUGGAAGGUUUCGGGUUUAAAAUUGAUGAGAUUAUUCAGGCAUGGAAUGAGAUGUAUGAUGCAAAAAGAUGGCAGACUGGAGUUCCUUCCUUUCGUCUAGAACCAAUGUUUCGCCGUCGGGUGCCAAAGCUUCAUUCUGUAUUGGAGCAUGUUUCAUUGUUUUGCACAACUGAUGAUUCUACAAAAUAGUGGGGCAAGCAUCAGUAUUUUCCUUUUUUGCUGCAAAGUUAUGUUUUAUUUGAAACAGGUAUGCUUGAUUGUUGUAUAUCCACGGAUGUUUGCUUUUGGAAGCAAUAUACACAUUGUUUGUUGUGAUUAUUUUGGAUGGAGAGCAAGGUAUAAAUCAUCUGCAGCCACAUCGUAUUCAUAUAGUUUGAUUAAAUAUUUGGGAUUCAUUCUGGCCAGGCCACAGAAAGGGGUCAGGAUUAGGCACCAAUUCUUUUGUAUACAGUUUCAUAUAUCAAUUAUACGGUCUGUUCACAUUGUCAUCAUUUAUUGUGUAAAGUUGAACGGUUUGUCAUUCAUUGAGGGUUGAUAUGUAUUGCACAUAAAACAGUUUCUGGGUAUCAUUUUGUUCGAAUUUCAAUCUGGGAAACUAGAAUAUAUGGACUUGUUUGUA
Messenger RNA from Daucus carota subsp. sativus, 2800 nucleotides. Its product is annotated as protein PHOX1. The record is from RefSeq and is a predicted model, not a curated record. Gene Ontology annotation, molecular function: protein binding. NCBI's taxonomy places the organism in Eukaryota, Viridiplantae, Streptophyta, Magnoliopsida, Apiales, Apiaceae. The transcript is spliced from 4 exons. The coding region runs from base 196 to 2370 and encodes 724 amino acids.